Messenger RNA from Vicia faba (fava bean), 3579 nucleotides. NCBI's taxonomy places the organism in Eukaryota, Viridiplantae, Streptophyta, Magnoliopsida, Fabales, Fabaceae. The record is from the annotation of a GenBank genome assembly.
AUGGAUCAACAUGAGGAUGAGUGCCGUAACGGAGGUGAAAGUAACAGCAAACAAGAUGAUGAGCAGGAAGCUGUUGCUCACCUUGAAGAAAUCAAGAAAUCAAUUGAGGCAAAAAUGGCUUUACGUCAAAGCAAUUUGAAUCCUGACAGGCCUGAUUCAGGAUUUUUUAGGACCUUGGAUUCCAGCAUUAAGCGCAACACUGCAGUUAUUAAGAAACUGAAGCAGAUUAAUGAAGAGCAGCGUGAAUCACUGAUGGAUGACUUGCGAAGUGUCAACUUAAGCAAAUUUGUUAGUGAAGCAGUGGCAGCUAUAUGUGAUGCAAGGCUUAGAAGUUCUGAUAUACAAGCAGCAGUUCAGAUAUGCUCUCUGCUUCAUCAAAGAUAUAAGGAUUUUGUGCCAACUCUGAUUCAAGGGCUUCUCAAAGUCUUCUCUCCUGGAAAGUCCGGUGAUGAAUCAGAUUCAGACAGAAACUUAAAGGCAAUGAAGAAGCGGAGCUCUCUGAAACUUCUAAUGGAGCUUUUUUUUGUUGGUGUUAUUGAAGAUGGUGGAAUUUUUAUCAAUAUCAUAAAAGAUCUUACCAGUGUGGAACAGCUGAAAGACCGGGAAGCUUUACAAACAAGUUUGACCCUUCUUUCCAGCUUUGCUCGGCAAGGAAGAAUUUUCCUAGGACUUUCUCUGAGUGGGCCAGAAAUUCAGGAAGAGUUUUUGAAAGGCCUUAACAUCACGGUAGAUCAAAAGAAAGUUAUCCGGAAAGCAUGUUUUUCAUUUUAUGAUGCUGCAGCUGAACUACUUCAGUCUGAGCAUUCCUCACUUCGAUUAAUGGAGCAUGAAAAUUCUAAGAUUUUGAAUGCAAAAGGAGAGCUAAGCGAUGAAAAUCUUUCUUCUUAUGAAAAACUUCGUAAAUCGUAUGACCAUUUGUACCGCAAUGUCUCAUCAUUAGCUGAAGCACUUGAUAUGCAGCCUCCUGUAAUGCCAGAGGAUGGCCACACAACACGGCUUACUAGUGGCGAAGAGGCGGUUUCUUCUGCUUCUGGGAAAGAUUCUUCUGUUGAACCCGUAUGGGAUGAUGAAGACACAAGGGCUUUUUAUGAAUGUUUUCCAGAUCUUAGAGCUUUUGUUCCUGCUGUGCUUUUGGGAGAAACAGAGCCAAAAGUCAAUGAGCAAUCUGUGAAGAGUCAAGACCAACCAACUGAAAUAUUACCUGAAUCAGACAAAAGCCAACUGAUCACCUUUGAAAGUGGAGAGGGCUCCACAGAGUCUAAUGUUUUACCAGAAGGAGAAAGCACUGAGAGAGUGGAUGAUAAAGAAGAAAAAGAAAAGUCUAAAGAUUUGGACAUAGACAAGGAAAAAGAAAAAGAGAAUGAAAAAAAAGGGGAGAAUGACAAAGAGAAACUCAGAAGUGUUGAAGGAACAAAUUUGGAUGCUCUAUUGCAGAGGCUUCCGGGUUGUGUGAGCCGGGACCUUAUAGAUCAAUUAACAGUAGAGUUCUGUUAUCUAAAUUCAAAAUCAAAUCGGAAAAAGCUUGUGAGGGCUUUGUUCAGUGUUCCAAGGACUUCUCUAGAGCUGCUAGCGUAUUACUCACGCAUGGUUGCUACACUCUCAACUUGUAUGAAGGAUGUCUCCUCUCUUCUAUUGCAGAUGUUGGAGGAGGAGUUCAACUUCUUAAUAAAUAAAAAGGACCAGAUGAAUAUUGAGACAAAGAUCAGGAAUAUCAGGUUCAUUGGAGAACUUUGCAAGUUCAAAGUUGCCCCUGCUGGCCUGGUCUUCAGUUGUUUGAAGGCCUGUUUAGAUGAUUUUAGUCAUCACAACAUUGAUGUAGCUUGCAACCUUCUUGAAACAUGUGGUCGUUUUCUGUAUCGUUCUCCAGAAACUAGUAUACGCAUGGGUAACAUGUUGGAGAUACUAAUGCGCUUGAAAAAUGUUAAAAACUUGGAUCCUAGACAUAGCACUUUGGUGGAGAAUGCAUACUACCUUUGCAAGCCACCUGAAAGGUCUGCACGAGUAGCUAAAGUCCGUCCUCCGUUGCAUCAGUAUAUCAGAAAAUUACUUUUCUCUGAUCUUGACAAGUCUACCAUUGAGCAUGUGCUGAGGCAGCUUCGUAAAUUACCAUGGAGUGAUUGUGAACCGUAUCUUUUAAAAUGCUUCAUGAAGGUUCACAAAGGAAAAUAUGGUCAGAUCCAUCUGAUUGCAUCUCUUGCUGCUGGGUUAAGUCGCUAUCAUGAUGAGUUUGCUGUGGCUAUAGUUGAUGAGGUUUUGGAGGAGAUUAGAGUUGGGCUGGAACUAAAUGACUAUGGGAUGCAACAAAGACGCGUUGCCAACAUGCGAUUUUUAGGGGAGCUUUACAACUACAAGCAUGCUGACUCAUCUGUUAUUUUUGAGACACUAUAUCUCAUUCUUAUAUAUGGCCAUGGAACAACAGAGCAAGAUGUACUCGAUCCACCUGAAGAUUUUUUCCGUAUAAGGUUGAUCAUUACUCUACUUGAAACUUGUGGCCAUUACUUUGAUCAUGGCUCUUCUAAGAAGAAACUUGAUCGGUUCCUAAUACACUUCCAAAGGUAUAUCUUAAGCAAAGGUGCACUGCCUCUGGAUGUCGAAUUUGACUUGCAGGAUCUGUUUGCGGACUUGCGUCCAAGUAUGGUUCGUUACAAUUCUGCUGAUGAGGUGAAUGCAGCUCUAGUGGAACUCGAGGAGCAUGAUCGAAUAGUUUCUGCUGAUAAGGCUAGUAGUGAAAAACAUUCUGACACUGAUAGGCCCUUAAGUAGGACCACUUCCACUGCUAUGGUUCGCAUUAAACAGAACAAUGAUAACGGCACUGAGGAAAAUGGAGUGCAAGAAAAUGUCAAUGACGGUGAGCAUGAUUCAGGAAGUGACGUAAAUGAUGUGGAAGGACAUGAUGAUGAAGAGUUGGAUGAGGAGAAUCAUGAUGAUGGGUGUGAGACUGAGGAUGACGAUGAAGAUGAGGACGGACCUGCUUCUGAUGAUGAAGAUGAAGUCCAUGUAAGACAGAAGGUAACAGAAGUCGACCCAUUGGAAGAAGCCAAUUUUGAUCAGGAGCUCAAGGCUGUCUUACAGGAGAGUAUGGAGCAGCGACGACUGGAGCUGCGGGGUCGUCCUACAUUGAAUAUGAUGAUUCCAAUGAAUGUAUUUGAAGGAUCUGCCAAGGAUCAUCACGGGAGAGGAACUGGUGGGGAAAGUGGCGAUGAAGCCUUAGAUGAUGAUACUGGCAUAAACAAAGAGGUUCAGGUGAAAGUUCUGGUGAAGCGUGGGAACAAACAACAAACAAAGCAGAUGUACAUCCCCAGUGAUUCCUCACUGGUGCAGAGUACGAAACAAAAAGAAGCAGCUGAGCUUCAGGAGAAAGAAGACAUUAAGAGGCUUAUCUUGGAGUAUAAUGAUAGAGAGGAGGAAGAGUUUAAUGGAUUAGGGGCCCAACCUACAAACUGGAUGCAAAGUGGAAGUAACAAAGCUGGUGGUCGUGGAAACUCUUUUGAAGGAACCAGUGGCAGGGGUGGUGGAUCAAGGCAUCGUCAUCAUAACUACUAUUCUGGUGGUGGGAUCUACUAUGGCAGAAGAAGGUGA